Messenger RNA from Lottia gigantea (owl limpet), 477 nucleotides. RefSeq lists its product as hypothetical. The annotation marks the transcript as partial. Gene Ontology annotation, molecular function: lipid carrier activity. The record is from RefSeq and is a predicted model, not a curated record. Gene Ontology annotation, biological process: lipid transport. NCBI's taxonomy places the organism in Eukaryota, Metazoa, Mollusca, Gastropoda, Lottiidae. The transcript has 2 exons.
AAAUGUUACGAAAGUGGUGAUAAACCAAUUGAUAUAAGAAUUGCAGCUUUACAGGCAUACAGAAGGAUGCCUUGUACCCGUCAACCAGUUAAAGAGAUCUUUAUGAAUGAAGAAACUGAUUCAGAAUUAAGAAUCACGGCCUAUGUAACUAUGAUGGAAUGUCCAGACGUUAAAACACUGGAGAUGGUACGAGAACGACUGGAGACUGAGCAUGUGAAUCAAGUCGGUUCAUUCAUCUGGUCUCAUUUGACGAACCUAAUGGAAACAGCAAGUCCACACAAACAAGCAGUGAGAGAAAUUCUAGAAGAUGAAGUUCUUAAGAGAAAUUUUGACCUGGAUAAACGAAAAUAUUCCAGGAAUUAUGAGGGUUCCUUCUUCUCUAAUAGAUAUAACGUUGGAGCAAUGGUAGAGAGCAACCUGAUCUGGUCUCCUAAAUCCUUUAUACCACGAUCAGCUAAUUUAAAUCUAACAGUAGAU